AUGGUUUUGUUGAAUACGACCCCAGUCUAUUUGCUGCUUGCCUUGCGUGCUGGCUCUACCGCCGUACACGCUGCCUCCAUUGGCGAAACUCUUUUUGAAAUCCGGGAUGCCUCGGUUGCUCAAAAGACGACUGAUUUCUGGCAUCAGCAUAUGCUAGAAGCCAAAUACCCCAAGAACACAGACGUGUGCAAAAAGAUGGGCGAGAAGGGCACGAACAUGUGGGAUUACAGCAAAGCGGCGGAUUACAUGACCACUUGGUUUGGCGAUAAUGACACCAAUCUAGUUGACUGGCCGCAGCAGCUGCACCUCAACGCUCUCAGCGGCAGUGGGGUAACCCCCGGCAACAUAGACUGCACGACCUUGCAGAGUGUGACCUGCCUCGCGCCCGGCGACGAUGACUGCAAAAACUACAAUCCGGCAGCCUUCGUGGUUAUCCAGACGGAAAUCGUGAACCUGUACAGCGCGCUGCAGGCAAUUGGCAUCCAAAACCUCAAGGCGGCCUUGAUGGAUUCCCUCGAUAUGGGCAAAUUGAUCAGGGAUUUCAUCACCGAUAAAGUCUUAGAGGACGAGAAGGAGAAGGCUAAGAAGCUUCACAUCGCUGCUCUCUUCACGUUUAUCUUCGCAGGCAUAAUGGCCAUUGUCAGCGCGGGCGCGGCUAUUGUCCCAAUCUUGCCCAUCACUGUAGGAGCUGUGGCCGGAAGUGCUGGAAUAGUAGGGGCCAGCGCCGGCGCCGCCGGAGGAAUUAGCAGUGCCGUCGGUUCUGCAUUGAGGAUUAUCUCUGCCGUAUCGUCGCCAGAUGGUGAGGUAGACCUUGGUCGGUUACAGGACGACUUGAACGCCAAGCUUGGGGAUUAUUUCGAUUCAAUGGAUCAGAGGAACAACGAUCUUGCGGGCAAGGUGUUUGGCACGCCCAAGCCCAGUCAGGAUAUUGACCUGAAAGACUUCAUCUCGGCUAUCGACAAGACGACCGACAUAAGCAAUGUGAAAAACGACGCCGACGCCCUCGUCGCCCUUUUCGGUAUACCCUCCCUAAUGAAUUUGACCGCGACUCAGGACCAGAUUAAACCAGUGUUGCAGAGUGGCAUGGGCAUGGCGAAACUCCCUCUCAUUGGCUAUCUGUGGGUCGUCAGAAAGUUCUACGUCCUCGAAUAUACCGAUGUCAAUCAGGACAAUUGCAAAUAUGAUGCAAACGCCAAAAAACAGAAUUUUGAUGGGGCUUCCCGUUGGGUCGCUGGUGUCGAUGGUGCCAAAGAUAGCUGCUUCGUCCUCAAGAUCGGCGACAAGAAAAUGGAUCACGACAACAACGCACCUACGGAGCUGAAAGUCGCCGAGGACGAGUAUAAGAUGGAUUCCGGCGAGAUGUUCUUGAACGUCAAAGCCUGCGACAAUGACAAGAUGCUCGAUGACUUGUCGUACAGCGUUACAAGCUUCGACUUCAGUAACCCUAGCAAAUGCUUCUACCCGCUCAACUACAUUCAGGCUGAGUCAGGCACGAAGAUUGAAAACGACAAAUACAAGGACGUCGCCAAGAAGUUGGGGGUAAAGACAUAA
Messenger RNA from Anthostomella pinea, 1551 nucleotides. NCBI's taxonomy places the organism in Eukaryota, Fungi, Ascomycota, Sordariomycetes, Xylariales, Xylariaceae. The record is from the annotation of a GenBank genome assembly.